This is a messenger RNA of Pezoporus occidentalis (night parrot), 2795 nucleotides long. It is a transcript of the gene MAPK1IP1L, whose product is annotated as mitogen-activated protein kinase 1 interacting protein 1 like. The coding region runs from base 1592 to 2551 and encodes 319 amino acids. The transcript has 4 exons. The record is from RefSeq and is a predicted model, not a curated record. NCBI's taxonomy places the organism in Eukaryota, Metazoa, Chordata, Aves, Psittaciformes, Psittacidae.
AGUGAAGUUGUUUCAUAGUCCCUCACGCUCGGGGUCAGUAUGCUUAUUUCAUCAAGAACAAAUACAAGUAACUGAGCAGAUAAUUCCUGAGUAUAAAGUUAUGGUAGGAGGAGGACACAGGUAUUCUUUAAAUUGCUUUUCUAGCUAGUUCAAGCAGACUUCAGAAGAACUGAUAAUUAGAAGCUAAAGCUAUAAAUGAGAAAUAAAGCACCUUUUAAAAAUGAGGAUAACACAAUGAGAAUAGGUUCCAUAGCUCUCAAGAAAGUCUAAAGGCAACUGUAGAAGAUAAAUUUUAAUUAUUCUGAGCUGCUGCUGGACAAAUAUAUCUUUUGCAAGAUCCACAGAGUAGGAUGGUGUGGACAGGAGUAGAGACUAUGUGUUCUGCACUGAUUUUCUAUCACAGCUGGCCCGUGAACAAACUGACUUAAAAGUGAUGUAUGUCUGCCUGGUUUGGAGCCAUCUGCUUGUGAUGUGACCAUCUGAAGGGAUUAGGUCUGGUCGUGGUGGGGAAGCAGCUGUGAAACUGAAUGGCCUGUCAUGAGUAGAAAACUGGAACAGAUUACAAUUCCUUAUGGCUUUGUAUAUUAUAGGUCUUGGAAACUGAAAAGACCUCUAUUCUGAAGACUUUUUUUCUGGCAGUUGAUAAUUUAUAGCAAAUGCAACAUUUUGGUUGUCAGUCUUAAUUAAAUCUGUCCUGAAAAAUCUGACAACUAAAAAUCUGACUUCUGUCCUUUUUGUCAGUCAAAACAGACAUAGGAAGCAGCAGGAAGAUCAUCAAAUCUCACACAGAUACUAAUGAUGCAACUGUUGGUUUGGUUUUUUUUUCCCCUUAAGUGUCUUUAUCAAUUGCCUUUAUUCUCCCAAGAAAUAAACAUGCAGGUCAGACUAAAUGAUUGCAUAUAGGUACCUAAGUGCAUCAGUGCAGCUGCUGGAAAGGCUUUAAGGGUAGAGAAAGGCAGCGAUAAAAUGUUGAUGCUUGAAGCUGGAAGGUAGAAGCUGCAGAAAUUUACAUAUUUUAGAAAACAUUUAUAAGCUGUCAAAGAUUUGGUCUCUCUUCCAUUUUAUCUGUACAGCUAUGUUGGGUAGUUGUAUUUAUGUGGGCAGAAAUCUUGUUGUAGAUGAGGUUAUGCUGGUAGGUAUUAGUCAUGUUAGAGUGACAAAAGAACUUCUUUGCUGAUAGAGCCAUGCCACCCAGUGGAAAUGCAGCAAAGCCUGUAGCAUCUAGAAAGCAUUUUUCAGUGUUUGAAAGAUGAUCUUGGAGACAGGAACUAAAUCUGGCACAUCAACUGUUGGAAAAAUGUCAUACAACUCAAAAAUGAAAGCAGUUGAUGCUUAGUUUUGGAUAGCUUGAGUAGAACGAAGUGUUUUGGACAGCUCUUUUAACAAGGGUCUCUAAGGACUAACGAUGGAUAGAAGCCAAGAAAGGCAAGAGCAUGGGGAAAAAAAUGCUACUACAUCCAUCAGUUUCAGUUGGGCUGGAUGUGAUCAAAGAGUGUUUAGAGCUUAAAAAUCCACUGUGGAGCUAUUUUGUUGCAGAAACUGUUCAGUAGGACAGAUUUAGCAUGCCACACGUAGCACCACACUUCCAGAAAUGGGCUUUUCACAGCCCUGUGAAAACCACUGGUUGCUCUUGAGCGCUGUUGGUAGAACUAGCCUGCCGCUGCUGUGUGAGGAGUGCUUCCCAGCCUUUUUCCAGCCUGUGGUGUGGAGCCAGCAGGCUUGCUUGUGUCACCUACCUGCUGUUAAUUUUUGGGAGCAACUCAUGGGCAUCCAGGAGGCCUUGGACUGUCAUCUGAAGAAUCUGCUGUGUGUGGUUUCUGGAAAAAUGUCUGGAACCGAUGAUUUUUCGCUGGCAGAUGCUUUACCAGAUCAAUCUCCUGCUAAAACCUCCAAAGUGAGCAGUACAAAACCUGGUCAGCAACCUGGUCAGCCACCACAGGGUUGGCCAGCUUCAAAUCCCUGGAAUAACCCAAGCGCUCCCCCUAUGGCGCCAACUGGACUGCCACCAAAUACGUCCGCUUCCACUAUGCCAUUUGGACCUCCACCAACAGGAAUGUAUCCUUCAAUGCCCCCUGGACCGCCUGCUCCAUUUCCUCCUCCUCCUGGUGGUCCAUAUCCACCCCCAACUGUGCCAGGUCCUGUCCCACCAGGGCAAUAUCCUCCACCAAAUAUGCCCUUUCCAGAGCUUCCAAGACCUUAUGGUGGUCCAACAGAGCCAGCUGCACCUCCUGCUCCUGUUGGGCCAUGGGGAUCCAUGCCCUCUGGAGCAUGGGGACCAACAAUAGGAGGGCAGUAUCCUGCACCUAGCAUGCCAUAUCCACCCCCAGGGCCAUAUUCCGCUCCUACCCAGACUCCAGGGGCUGCGCCAACAGUACCAUGGGGUACGGUCCCACCUGGAACAUGGGGACCUUCACCGCCAGGUCCAUUUCCUCCACCCACAGGAUUAUAUCCAGCUCCAGGACUGUAUCCUACGCCCCCUAAUCCUUUUCAAGUGCCAUCUGGUCCUGCUGGUGCUCCAUCAAUGCCUAGUGGUCCUCAUCCUUACCGUUGAAUACAUUCUGGGCAACAAAAUACUGUAGUUUUCCCACCUUCAUCCACUACUUAUAGAGAUUUUUACAGUUUUUGUUUCAGUAAUGUUGGGGGCUAUGAAGAAUACUUGCCUCUUGUAUGUGCAUUUGAGGUAUGAAGGAGCAGUUUGCAUAAAUCUUCUUUGCUCAUAUGCUGGUAUAUGGUUUGGUUUAAUAAAGUGAAUUACAAAGAGCAGAAAUCUCACAGAAAACAUCUGUGGAUCUUAA